This is a messenger RNA of Bubalus bubalis (water buffalo), 7494 nucleotides long. RefSeq names its product WD repeat domain 7 (gene WDR7). Gene Ontology annotation, cellular component: cytoplasm. The transcript is spliced from 28 exons. Bases 252 to 4736 code for a protein of 1494 amino acids. Lineage: Eukaryota; Metazoa; Chordata; Mammalia; Artiodactyla; Bovidae. Gene Ontology annotation, molecular function: protein binding. The record is from RefSeq and is a predicted model, not a curated record.
GUCACGGCAGUUGGCGGGUGUCAGCUGAUUUGCUGCAGCGGCGGCGGCGGCGGCGGCGGUGGAGGCGGCAACGGGCGCCUCGCAGCCGCGCUACCGAGGCGGAGGCUGGGCUGGGGUUCCAGCCCGAAGUUUCCGCGCCCGGGUUUGCCCACCCGGCGUCCCGCCCGCACGCGUCCUCGCCUGGUCCUCUUGGCCGGAGGGACGGGAAAUAGCCCGGCACACGAUGAGGCUGUGACAGGUUUGCCGGCAGGAUGGCAGGAAACAGCCUCGUGCUACCCAUCGUGCUGUGGGGCCGCAGAGCCCCGACGCACUGCAUCUCAGCCGUGCUGCUGACGGACGACGGGGCCACAGUCGUGACCGGCUGCCACGACGGGCAGAUAUGCCUCUGGGACCUUUCUGUAGACUUGGACGUCAACCCUCGAGCGCUGUUGUUUGGUCACACGGCGUCAAUCACCUGUUUGUCUAAAGCUUGUGCGUCUAGUGACAAACAGUAUAUUGUGAGCGCAUCUGAGAGUGGGGAGAUGUGCCUCUGGGACGUGAAUGAUGGCAGAUGUAUUGAAUUUACAAAAUUAGCUUGCACACAUACUGGCAUACAGUUCUACCAGUUCUCUGUUGGAAGUCAGAGAGAAGGAAGGCUUCUAUGCCACGGUCAUUAUCCUGAAAUCCUUGUGGUGGAUGCCACCAGCCUUGAAGUGUUAUACUCCUUAGUCUCAAAGAUCUCUCCAGACUGGAUCAGCUCCAUGAGUAUUAUUCGAUCCCACCGAACACAAGAGGACACUGUGGUGGCACUCUCAGUGACGGGCAUCUUGAAGGUGUGGAUUGUCACCUCGGAAAUAAGUGACCUGCAGGUGAGACAAAGGAGGCCUGAAGAUACUGAGCCAAUAUUUGAGGAAGAAUCCAAACCGAUUUACUGUCAGAAUUGCCAAAGCAUCUCUUUCUGUGCGUUCACACAAAGGUCGCUUUUGGUGGUGUGCUCCAAGUAUUGGAGGGUAUUUGAUGCUGGAGACUACUCCCUGUUGUGCUCGGGUCCGAGUGAAAACGGGCAGACAUGGACAGGAGGUGACUUUGUCUCAGCUGAUAAAGUCAUCAUCUGGACUGAAAAUGGGCAGAGUUAUAUUUACAAACUACCUGCCAGUUGCCUUCCAGCUAGUGAUUCAUUCCGCAGCGAUGUGGGGAAAGCAGUUGAAAAUUUAAUUCCUCCAGUACAACAUAGCCUCUUGGAUCGAACAGAUAAAGAGUUGCUAAUUUGUCCUCCUGUGACUCGAUUCUUCUAUGGAUGCAAAGAAUACUUCCACAAACUAUUAAUUCAGGGUGAUUCUUCUGGAAGAUUGAAUAUUUGGAACAUAUCAGACACACCUGAUAAACCGGAAGGGCUGGAAAUGACCACGUCCAUUAGUUUGCAAGAGGCAUUUGAUAAACUGAAUCCAUGUCCUGCUGGAAUUAUAGAUCAGCUGAGCGUGAUCCCCAACAGUAACGAACCUCUUAAGGUGACGGCAAGUGUGUACAUACCAGCGCAUGGACGACUCGUCUGUGGCCGUGAAGACGGAAGCAUCGUUAUCGUCCCCGCCACGCAGACGGCCAUCGUGCAGCUGCUGCAGGGCGAGCACAUGCUCCGCAGAGGCUGGCCUCCUCACAGGACACUCCGUGGCCAUCGGAGCAAAGUCACGUGUUUGCUGUACCCUCAUCAGGCCUCAGCCCGUUAUGAUCAAAGAUACCUCAUAUCUGGAGGCGUGGAUUUCUCGGUCAUCAUUUGGGACAUAUUUUCUGGAGAAAUGAAACAUAUCUUCUGUGUCCAUGGUGGCGAGAUCACUCAGCUUCUAGUUCCACCUGAAAACUGUAGUGCAAGAGUGCAGCACUGCAUCUGUUCUGUAGCCAGUGACCACUCAGUUGGACUUCUAAGUUUGCGAGAGAAAAAAUGCAUUAUGCUGGCGUCCCGUCAUCUUUUCCCCAUUCAAGUAAUCAAGUGGAGGCCUUCUGACGAUUACCUGGUGGUGGGAUGUUCAGACGGCUCCGUGUAUGUCUGGCAAAUGGAUACUGGAGCGCUGGACCGGUGUGUGAUGGGGAUCACGGCUGUGGAGAUCCUGAACGCCUGUGAUGAAGCAGCCCCCGCUGCUGUCGACUCGCUGAGCCACCCGGCCAUCAACCUCAAACAAGCCAUGACACGCCGCAGCCUUGCUGCUCUGAAGAACAUGGCCCAUCACAAGCUGCAGACUCUUGCCACUAACCUCUUGGCCUCUGAGGCAUCUGACAAAGGAAAUUUACCUAAAUAUUCGCAUAAUUCCCUGAUGGUUCAAGCAAUAAAGACAAACUUAACAGACCCGGACAUACACGUGCUCUUCUUUGAUGUGGAAGCGCUGAUUAUUCAACUCUUGACUGAAGAAGCCUCUAGGCCGAACGCGACGCUUAUUUCCCCAGAGAAUCUGCAGAAAGCACCUGGCAGUUCAGACAAAGGGGGCUCUUUUCUAACCGGAAAACGAGCAGCAGUCCUGUUCCAACAAGUGAAGGAAACCAUCAAAGAGAACAUAAAGGAGCACCUCCUGGAUGACGAAGACGAGGAUGAAGAGGCGGUGCGGCAGAGGCGGGAAGACAGUGACCCCGAGUAUCGGGCCAGCAAGUCCAAGCCGCUGACGCUGCUGGAGUAUAACCUGACGAUGGACACCGCCAAGUUGUUCAUGUCCUGCCUCCACGCCUGGGGCUUGAAUGAGGUUCUGGACGAAGUGUGCCUCGACCGCCUGGGGAUGCUGAAACCCCACUGCACGGUGUCCUUUGGCCUCUUAUCGCGAGGGGGUCACAUGUCCCUGAUGCUUCCGGGUUAUAACCAGGCGGCUUGUAAACUGUCCCGUGGGAAAGCCGAAGUGGGAAGGAGGCUGGCGGCCACCGAGGGCGUCGGGAAGGGGACCUACGGCUUGUCCCGGGCCGUCACCACGCAGCAUCUCCUGUCUGUCAUAUCUUUGGCAAACACCUUGAUGAGUAUGACCAAUGCAACUUUUAUUGGUGAUCAUAUGAAGAAGGGCCCUACCAGGCCACCUAGACCAAGCACCCCAGACCUUCCUAAGGCAAGGGGUUCCCCUCCAACUUCCAGUCAUAUUGUGCAAGGACAAAUUAAACAAGUGGCUGCACCUGUCGUUUCCGCUCGGUCUGAGGCUGAUCAGUCUGGCUCUGACCCUGCUUCCACUCCUGCUUUACAUACCUGUUUCUUAGUAAAUGAAGGAUGGAGUCAGCUGGCUGCCAUGCACUGUGUUAUGCUGCCAGACCUGCUGGGAUUGGACAAGUUCAGGCCCCCGCUCCUAGAGAUGUUGGCUCGGAGAUGGCAGGAUCGAUGCUUGGAGGUCAGAGAAGCUGCACAGGCCCUGCUUCUAGCCGAACUGAGAAGAAUUGAGCAGGCGGGACGGAAGGAGGCCAUUGAUACCUGGGCUCCUUACUUACCUCAGUACAUGGACCACGUCAUAUCACCGGGGGUCUCAGCAGAAGCCAUGCAGACUAUCGCCACUGCUCCUGAUGCCUCGGGGCCAGAAGCCAAAGUCCAAGAGGAGGAGCACGACCUUGUGGAUGAUGACAUCACGACUGGUUGCUUAUCAAGUGUCCCACAAAUGAAAAAAAUUUCCACAUCUUAUGAGGAAAGACGGAAGCAAGCUACCGCUAUUGUUUUACUGGGAGUGAUAGGAGCUGAAUUUGGUGCUGAAAUUGAACCUCCGAAACUGUUGACUAGACCUCGAAGCUCUAGUCAGAUUCCUGAAGGGUUUGGUUUGACUAGUGGUGGAUCCAACUACUCACUGGCCAGACACACUUGUAAGGCCCUGACAUUUCUUCUGCUGCAGCCGCCAAGCCCUAAGCUUCCUCCACACAGUACCAUCCGCAGAACAGCCAUUGAUCUAAUUGGACGUGGUUUCACAGUCUGGGAGCCUUACAUGGAUGUGUCUGCUGUCCUUAUGGGGCUUCUUGAACUUUGUGCUGAUGCCGAGAAACAACUUGCCAACAUCACAAUGGGGCUGCCUUUGAGCCCUGCCGCCGACUCCGCCCGCUCCGCACGGCAUGCCCUCUCCCUCAUUGCCACGGCCAGACCACCGGCCUUCAUCACCACCAUCGCCAAAGAGGUGCACAGACACACUGCUCUCGCCGCAAACACCCAGUCUCAACAGAAUAUGCACACCACCACUCUUGCCCGAGCGAAAGGGGAAAUUCUGAGAGUCAUUGAAAUUCUUAUUGAAAAGAUGCCGACAGAUGUCGUGGACCUUCUUGUGGAGGUUAUGGACAUCAUUAUGUACUGCCUUGAAGGAUCUUUAGUUAAAAAGAAAGGACUUCAGGAAUGUUUUCCAGCCAUCUGCAGGUUCUACAUGGUCAGCUAUUAUGAGCGGAAUCACAGAAUAGCCGUUGGAGCUCGCCACGGUUCAGUGGCCCUGUACGACAUUCGGACUGGAAAAUGUCAGACAAUCCAUGGACACAAGGGACCAAUCACUGCAGUGGCCUUUGCCCCGGAUGGACGGUAUCUUGCCACCUACUCGAACACGGACAGCCACAUUUCUUUCUGGCAGAUGAACACGUCCCUGCUGGGGAGCAUCGGCAUGCUGAACUCGGCACCCCAGCUGCGCUGCAUCAAGACCUACCAGGUGCCCCCGGUGCAGCCCGCCUCCCCCGGCUCGCACAACGCCCUGCGGCUGGCCCGGCUCAUCUGGACCUCGAACCGCAACGUCAUCCUCAUGGCGCAUGACGGCAAGGAGCACCGCUUCAUGGUCUAGGGCUGCGGCCCGUGAGCUCCGUCUCCCAGGUCUCCAAGUCCAGAGCCCCCCUCCCUCGGCCCCCACCCCCCACCCCGCGCCGGGGUCAUGGGGGCAGCGGGGUCUGUGUCCUCCUGCCCCCGCCCCCGUGGGCUGGGGCAGCCCGCGGCCCCGCAGGACCCGCCGCCCUGUCCCCAGGUUGUCCCCCCACCCCCACCCCCGCAGCAGGAGGGGCGGCUGGCAGUCCUGUUGCUCCAUGCGCCGGGAGCCCGAAAAUCAAUAACCACUGUGAUUGCACUGCCAGCGAAGAUGAGCAGUUCCCGAGCGCUGAACCCCGCAUCCAGCCGAGGUGGCACCUGGUCCUUCCGACACUGGGUUUUAUGGUCGUGUGGCAGUCCUAAUCAUUGAUACUAUUUUCCUUUGGAUUUCCUAAAAGAUGCUAUCGUUUACCAGAAGGAUUCUGUGUUUACAUGAUCUCUCUUUUUUUUCCUUUCUGGGAGAUUGCUCGGAAAUUACUCAAUCCAAUUUCCUAGGGUUUAGCCACUACCUUCUUUAUUAACAACUAACCAAUUGAAGAUUAAUGAGAAAAUACACACACACACACACACACACACAGAUUUUCGUGGAGAAUAGUUUCCUGGACACCCAGCCUUCCAAAAUGCUCAUAUCCUGUUCAAGUGAUGCUAUAUUUAGUAGCUGAAAAUCAAAAUCAUCACUACUGAGAUCUAGUUAAUAUAAUCAUCCAGUCACCAGAACUAAUCUCUGACAUGGACUUUUGUAAUAAAGAUCCAAGUUUGGAAGCAUAGCAUACACCUGAAAAGAAGAUUCUUGUGUCUAUAGCUACAGAUCUUUUUAAGAAAGAGCUUACCCCUUCCUUCUAGAAGCUUCACAGACCUGCAGUUCCCAUAUGUCAGCUAUCAUGUUAUAGUUACAAUUCAGCCUUCAAACCACUACUGACCAGUUAAAGGAAAACUAAGACAAUAUUUCUUUUAAACAAGUGUCCUAGAAAAUCAUUAUGGCACAGGCAUUUGGGAGUAUACAGUCACCCUCAGUGUCUGCGGGAAAUCAGUUCUAGGAGCCCCGAGGAUACCAAAGUCCACAUGUACUCAAGUCCCUGGUAUGAAAUGGCAGAGUACACGAAGGGCCGGCUGUAUGUACACCUGGGGGGCCGGCUGUAUGUACACCUGGGGGGGCCGGCUGUAUGUACACCUGGGGGGGGGGCGGCUGUAUGUACACCUGGGGGGGCCGGCUGUAUGUACACCUGGGGGGCUCAGUCAGUCUGAACAAGCACUGCAGCGAGGGUGUUCAUCCCACUUCUAAGUAAACUUUAACUAGGGCACUUUCUUCUCCUUCUGUCAGAUUAUGCUGGUUCCUUGCUCAUAAUAAUGGGGAAAAAAAAUCCAUAAAAUAAUAUUUUGGAUGACUUGCUCCUAACAACCUUGAUAUGUAUAUAGUUGGGAACUUGGCUGGUUGGCUGUUGAUUGGUUGGUUAAUUAGGCAAAAUGGUUUAUUAAAUACAAAAAUAGAAAGUGAUUUAUUAAAUUCAGAAAAAAAAAUAUGAAGUUUACAAAGAAACCAAAAGUGGUAAAGGGAGCAUCUGAUUAAAAAAAACCUAGGCUGACAGAGUUCUUAUACAAAAAAGUAUGAUCUCAGUCCAGGAACAAAGACAGCUGUCACUUCAUUGAAACAGAUUUCUAAAGAACACGUUAGGAAAUCAAGUCCACCAGAACACCUCUCUCAUAGUGAUAAGAAGUAUGUCAUGUCUAUUGAUGGCAAACCCACCCUAUACCUUGGUUUUAGACUUUAGGUAGUCCUCAAAAGUGAAUUCCUGCCACAUGCAUGUACAUUGUAUUUAUAAAGAUCAUAUAUGUAGCUUCCCAGGAAGAAACUAAGAACUAUACAACGUAGACUUGGUUUGGUGAGUGAGCUAUUGUGUCCAAUAUAGACAGAAAAGCCUGAGAAGAACACCGAGGGGCUCUCAUUUUUCCAGUGGUUUCCCGAGUCUUCAGUGCAAAUACCCAGCACAUGUUUACCUUAUGAACUGAAAUGAAGAUUAAUUUAUUCUAGACUACAAAGCUGCUUUGGAAUGAUGACGUACAGGUAUACUUUAGAGAUUUUUUUUUUUUUUUUGAAAAAACAAAAUGUUCACUGCGUCAGAAGGAAGGUGUGAGAUUUGUGGGCAGGCCACCCCCAAAGAACAGACCGCACGCCCCACGGAAGUUUAGAAGAAAGCUGUGAGGACCUGGGCAGUGGGGCUCGGCCAGCCACAUACCCCGGCUGCAGAGACAGCCGUGAUUGUUGGCGAGCAGAGCGUGACUGUCGUAGGACGCCGAGGCGGACGGCAUCUGCUGGUUAGACAGUCACCUCUAACUGCUACACUAACAUUUGCAUUCUUGUUCCCACAAAUCUCUCCUUGGCUCUUUGAACAACCACCGCUGCAAACUUCAUCACAGCUCAGACGUCUCAGCACUGAGGUCGACUUUAUAUUGUCCUCCCGGCGUGCGCUUUUGGUGUCUUAUUGAUUUUGUUGGCGCUGUACUUGGACCUGUCCUUGUAAACGUAGAGGCGUACGCGUGGCUUCACUGGUAAUGUCCAAGCUCAGGGUGCUGCGUCCUGACACCUGUAUGAAAACAUGAUGAUUGAACUCACUGCGUCCAGCACGUGAAGUAAAACGUCUGCCUCUCGAGAUGCCUCUUGAUGACGCCACUUAACAGAUUCUAAAUGUGCUGACUGUCCCUGUGUACAUAUGUGUGUUAAAAUAAAACCGAACUGUACCGAA